AGUUACCCCACAGCAGCAAGUCGCGAGGGCAGCCUGUGUUCUGCUGUGCUUAGGGAGAUAACACACUCAGCACACACACAGAGAACCACAAACUCAACACUAAACAGCCAAAAAACAAGAUCCCCAUACCAUCUCAAGCUAAGACAGGUUCAAAAAGCACAAGUAAGAAGUCCCAUGCAUGAGGAUUAACAUCGCCAAGGUCAUCUGAAGAGCAUGCACACCAGCGGACGAGUUGUGACGUCGAGAAUCAGCCUGUUCUAUGACGUCAAUGAGAGAGAUGCAUGGAGCUCAUUGGGCCCGUGGCUGGAGGCUGAGGAGGUUGUGUCCGGUCACCUCAGCAGUGCAACGUUAAAGUGUCAAAACUAAUACUGUGAGGUGGAGAACGCAGUAAAAGGGAGAGCGAAUCACCUGUGUUCUGGAUUCAACGAUACCCCACAGAUUCAGCUAAGGACAGAACACCUCAUAUCAUUGCCAGGGAGACGUAUAGAGUAGAAAAGGCAUUAUGAGGGGCGUGGUGCUGGGCAGGCUGGCAGCGGCUGUUGGGGAGCGGCUGGCGUGUCCAAGGCUGCCAAGAUGUGAUGCUGGGGCCCGGACUGUUUCUCCUGCAGGAUGGUUCCCUCCCAUUCGUGCCCUGUCAGACACCUCCGGGAUGAGCUGGGAGGACGCCAAGCCCUUCGAGGAGAUACCCGGCCCCUCGACCCUGCCCGUGGUGGCCGGCCUGUACCACUACCUGCCCUACGUAGGCCAGUACUCCUUCAGCCGCUUGCACCACUCGGGACGCCUCAAGCUGCAGCAGUUCGGGCCCAUCGUGCGGGAGAGGCUGCCGGGGAACGUGAACCUUCUGCUGUUGUUUGACCCCGAGGACAUAGAGACGAUGUACGCGAAGGAUGGCCGCUACCCGUGCCGCCGCUCCCACAUCGCCCUGCAGAAGUACCGCCUCGACCGCCCUCACAUGUACAGUACUGGGGGACUCCUGCCAACGAACGGAAAGCACUGGUGGGAGCUGCGGCGUCGGGCCCAGAAAUCCCUCAGCCGGGUCUCCGCCGUCACCAGCCGCCUGCCGCACGUUGACGAGGUGGCUCGGGAGUUCGUGGACGUGGUGGCCAAGGUGCGAAGUGAAGGGUCGGGCCGUGUCCCGCACUUCAUGAACAUAGGCAAACGGGUCUUCCUGGAGCUGACCACGACCAGCCUGUUGGACGCGCGCCUCGGCAACCUCACAGACCACAACGAUGAGGCCGACGCUCUCAUGGCCGCGGCGGAUGAAACCAACGCCGUCACGCUACCCACGGACAACGGCCUGCAACUGUGGCGCUACCUGGACACCCCCAAGUACCGGAGACUCGUGCGGGCCCAGGACACACUCUACAGAAUUGCACUCAAGUACGUCGAAAGUAAAGAUGAUGAGCUGCGGCACGCCCGUCAAGAGAGGGAGGCAGCAGGGAAGGAAGAGCCAGAAGAGAAAGGCUCCAGCAGCAUUCUCGAGUCCUUCUUUGAGAGUGGUCUCGAGGAUAAGGACAUCGUGGGUCUAGUAAUUGACUUGCUCCUGGGCGGCGUUGACACGGGUGCCUACACACUGACCUACGUGCUGCACUGUCUGGCCAACAACCCCGAGAAGCAGGACUUAUUAGCAAAGGAGGCAAAGAGGCUGCUGGAGGGCUCUGGAGGCAAGGUGACGGUGCCUGUGCUGAGCGAGGCCAAGUACCUGAAGGCGGUGAUGAAGGAGACAUACCGCCUGCACCCAAUCUCCAUAGGGGUGGGGCGGAUCCUGCAGGAGGACACUGUCAUCCGAGGUUACAGGAUACCCAAGGAUACCAUUCUGGUAACACAGAACCAAGUCAGCAGCCGCCUGCCAGAGUACUUCCAUGACCCUCUACACUUCCUGCCUGAACGCUGGCUGCACAAGGCUCCGCCGGCCCAUCCCUUCCUCGUCCUCCCCUUCGGCCAUGGCCCACGGUCCUGUAUUGGCCGUAGGAUGGUCGAGCAAAACCUACAGGCAGUGAUAUUACAGCUCAUGUUGCGGUACCGAGUGGGCUGGCUGGGAGGUGAGUUGGACUGCGUCUCCAAACUGAUCAAUGAGCCAGUUGGACACAUAGAAUUUACCUUCACCGACAGGCAGUGAGCAGGUGUGUGAGUGUGCAUUUGUCAGUGUGUGUGUGUGUGUGGAUGCAUUUACCUAGUUAUAGUAUACAGAAUUUGAGUUAAUCUUGUGUUGUCCUGUCUCCAUGCCAUCUUAUAUCUAACUGACGACAGGGGAUUUUCAUUAUAAACAUGUAUCCAUAACCCUGAUGCUUUAUGUACAACUCUAGAAAUGGUGCUUCAUAUCUGGCCAAUUGAGUGUUUUUGUUAUGACUGGCUCAGCUGAUCAAGAGUAAUGCCAAUGUUGUGGAUUUAGAAUUUAUAUUGCUGCUUUGGAGGACUGCUUGGUGGGUUAGUCUUAGUGAUCUUAGUGAUAUCCAGCCUACCUAAGACCCCUUGGUGGUCAGAUAAAACAUAUAUUUCUUA
Messenger RNA from Eriocheir sinensis (Chinese mitten crab), 2502 nucleotides. Its product is annotated as cytochrome P450 302a1, mitochondrial-like. The record is from RefSeq and is a predicted model, not a curated record. NCBI's taxonomy places the organism in Eukaryota, Metazoa, Arthropoda, Malacostraca, Decapoda, Varunidae. Gene Ontology annotation, molecular function: heme binding; iron ion binding; monooxygenase activity. The coding region runs from base 503 to 2119 and encodes 538 amino acids. The transcript has 11 exons.